Messenger RNA from Phytophthora sojae, 831 nucleotides. RefSeq lists its product as hypothetical. The record is from RefSeq and is a predicted model, not a curated record. The transcript is spliced from 4 exons. NCBI's taxonomy places the organism in Eukaryota, Oomycota, Peronosporomycetes, Peronosporales, Peronosporaceae. Bases 1 to 831 code for a protein of 276 amino acids. Gene Ontology annotation, molecular function: protein binding.
AUGUCGUCCCUUAUGGAUGUUGCCAAGGCGAUGAACGCUGAGGCUGCUGGAAGCUCGACCCCCUUGUCCCUUGUUGACGUUGCCAAAGCUGAAAGCGCAGCAAAUGCUUCAACGAAGCCGUUAACUCUGAUGGACGUCGCCAAGCAAGAGACCGAGACACCGAAGCAGACGCUGCAGCAGCUAGCGCAAGAGAUCGACAAAGAAGAUCGAUCGCGGAUUCAGGCAGCGCUCGAUACAACCGCCAAGGAGGUGAAGGUCGAGCGUCAAGAAGUUCGCGGACAGACCAUCAAGCAAGCAGCAGCGGAAUUGCAUCAAGAGGGGCAACAGGCGGCAGAAGUGCUAAAGAAGCAGGAGGAGCCAGACGACCCAGCUGAAGAGGAAGAGAGCUACGACCCACCCCCGCGGGCAACUCCGAGCGAGUCGAAGGAAAGCAAGGAGUUCCUUCGAGCUGUGUACCGAGCCGACAAGUACCAGGUCCGAGACAUGCUUGACGACGGAGUCGUCGACGCUAACAUUGCGGAUCAGCACGGCUGGAGUGGUCUUCACUGGGCGGCUUCUCAGGACCACAGCGACAUCCUGCAGCUCCUUCUCCAGAAAGGUGCCGAAAUCAACGCCAUCGACCAGAUCAACGGCUGGACAGCUCUGCACGUCGCCGUGGUGCGUGAAUCCGUCGCGUGCGUCCAGCUGCUCCUGUCCUCGGGCGCCGAGGCUCGCAUCCGCGACAACUACGGGGACAGCGCCGUCGAGUGCCUCCAGGCCGCGAGCAGGAAGAAGAAGCUCAAGAUGCUGCAGCUCCUGCAAGAAGCUCGAACGAAUCACAGCAAUCGUUAG